Molecule: messenger RNA, 1422 nt
Organism: Microstroma glucosiphilum
Lineage: Eukaryota; Fungi; Basidiomycota; Exobasidiomycetes; Microstromatales; Microstromataceae
Exons: 2
Coding region: 1-1422 (473 amino acids)
Source: RefSeq, a predicted model, not a curated record
AUGAUUCCUCGAACCUCCAGGUUGGUGCUCAACGCCCCCGCUUCGCCUGCUGCCGCCGCUGCCGCACCCACCAACAUGUCUCGCACUUUCCGAAUGGACUUUGCCACCAUGGCCACUGCCACCACCACGACUAAGGUCGCCCCUGCCAAGAGGGUCUCAAGCCGCACCAGGCGAUUGCCUGCCAAAACAGCUUCGGAACCCGCCUGGCUGACGGGGAGGGCAAGGGUCGAAGCCUACCGACUUCUGUUGGGGUCUCCGGACGUCAACCGCGGUCAGUGGGUCCAAAACUGUCUUGCCUUCUCCCGACCCUGGUACGGACCGGCCGCUGCUCUCGAUGACACUCCCUGCCCUGCUAUUGGCUCGAAGAAAGGGCUGGUUUUCAACGGGCAGAAGCGUUGCGAGGCCCCUGUCUGCCCCGACACGCCGAGUCCUCUCUUCGCCUCGAGGAUUCCUCCCCCUACUCCGAUGCUCCGUAGCGGCGCGUCGCCUUAUGUUUCUCGCGGUGUGCUGUCACCUUCUGCCAGGAAGAUGCCACCCUCCUCGACCAACCUAUUGGCUCCCUUCUCCCCUGGCCGCGGUCUUCGUGCACCCACCAGGUUCCUCACAAGGGGUGCUGGCAUUACCGUUGAAGCCCCUGACAGGGCUGGUAAGAACGACUGGUCGAGCUUUCACCAAAGCUCUUGGAAUGUCCCUCGGGCUCAGAACUUCACGGAAGUGACAGUUUCUGUGGACAUUCCCCAGUCGGAGCCAGUCUCCGAGGAGAUCCAGGCCCCGAUCCACUCUGCUUGCUCCUCUCCGUGCUGCUCUGCAGGCGAAGACGACAUCGAGGAUGGUGACGGAUCCUGCGAUAUGGAGUUGGAGGAAAUUUCAUCGGGAGAAGUGGUGGUGAUCUCCGAGCCUGCUCCCAUCGAGGUUGAGGUAGAUGCGCAGUCUUCCCCUUCCCCUCUCGAGGAGAAGGUUGAGAUCUGUGCGUCGCCCAUCCGAGAGGAGAUGCAGACGGAGACCGCUGUAGCUGCUGACAACCACAUUGUGGUGGCUGUAGCGGAGCAAGUGGAGCCUCAGGCUUUCCCUCGCACUGUUGCACCCCCCUUGUGGGAUGGGAAGACCGAACUGCCCGUCGAAGUCAUCAAUGCGAUGGCGAUGGAACACCUUCGGUGGCAAGAAGAGGAGGAGCCUCUUUUUGACCCCGAGGGAAAGCCAUGGACCGCCUGCCGUCACCUGACUUGCUACCGACAUGGUCGGCGCGCAAUGUGCCGUGCUCGCUCGAGGAUCCUUGAGCGGGGCGACGUGAAGUAUCGACCACGGAAUUUGGCCAUUGAGCUGGAGGCUACCUACGGAAAGAACUGGCAACAGCUCUUUUUCACGGUUCCGCCUCCCAGCGUGGAAAAGACGGAGGACGAUGUGGACUUUUCCGUUUGGUAA